This is a messenger RNA of Ctenopharyngodon idella (grass carp), 2036 nucleotides long. It is a transcript of the gene elovl2, whose product is annotated as ELOVL fatty acid elongase 2. Gene Ontology annotation, molecular function: fatty acid elongase activity. The record is from RefSeq and is a predicted model, not a curated record. Gene Ontology annotation, biological process: sphingolipid biosynthetic process; fatty acid elongation, saturated fatty acid; fatty acid elongation, monounsaturated fatty acid. Gene Ontology annotation, cellular component: endoplasmic reticulum; endoplasmic reticulum membrane. Bases 153 to 1040 code for a protein of 295 amino acids. Lineage: Eukaryota; Metazoa; Chordata; Actinopteri; Cypriniformes; Xenocyprididae. The transcript is spliced from 8 exons.
CACCGCGCCACCUUGCGUCACUAUCCAGCGCUUUCGGGAUCGGACGCGCAUUCGUUCGUUUUUAAUUCAUUCAUUCCACAGCAGAGGAGCAGGCGGCCCCGAUCGGUCUGCAGUUUCCAGCUGUCCCGUAUUGUUUAACGGAACUAGUAGAUAUGAACCACUUUGAAACGAUUGACAGGCUGUUGAAUUCUAUAGUGGACAGCCUAUUUGGAGAAAGAGAUACUCGCGUGAGAGGAUGGCUCCUGCUGGAUUCCUACACACCAACAUUCUUGCUCACCAUCACCUACCUCCUAACAAUCUACCUGGGAACAAAAUACAUGAAAAACAGACCAGCAUACUCACUGAAAAAUGUUUUACUGCUGUACAACUUCUCUAUUACUGUGUUGUCAUUCUACAUGCUGGUCGAGCUGAUAUCAGCAGUCUGGUCUGCCGGUUACCGUCUUCAGUGUCAGGGAUUGUAUGAAGCUGGUGAAGCAGAUAUCAGAGUAGCAAAAGUACUGUGGUGGUACUAUUUCUCCAAGCUGAUUGAAUUCCUGGACACCGUCUUCAUUGUGCUAAGGAAGAAAAACAGCCAGAUCAGUUUCCUGCAUGUGUAUCAUCAUGCUUCUAUGUUUAACAUCUGGUGGUGUGUCCUCAACUGGAUACCCUGUGGACAGAGUUUCUUUGGACCGAUGCUAAACAGUUUCAUCCAUAUCCUCAUGUAUUCUUACUAUGGUCUGUCAACCAUCCCAUCCAUGCACAAAUAUCUGUGGUGGAAGCGCUACCUCACCCAGGCUCAGCUGGUUCAGUUUGUAUUGACUAUAACACACACAGUAAGCGCAUGGGUCGUUCCUUGUGGCUACCCUCUGGGCUGUCUGAAAUUUCAGACCUUCUACAUGUGCACACUUGUCGUCCUGUUUGUCAACUUCUACAUGCAGACAUACAAAAAGAGAAGGCUGGAGGAUGGCAGAAUGGCUAAAGUUGGAGAACUUAAAAACAGUCAUUUGAAUGGCCUUUCAUCCUCUCUCAAUGGAGCCAACUCCAAACAGAAGCUGCAGUGAUGCCACGACAUGACCAAUAGAAUGGAUCGUCUCAGUCCAUUUAUGCUGAAUAUUAGCGUAAUAGCCAUAAUCAUCUGAUAAUCAAAUUGCAGUUUUUACAAUUAGAAUAGAACUUAACCAUUUUGUAUCUUUGUUUUACACGUGUUCCUCAAGUCUCAUAAAUGGAGCAAUGUAAAUGCUGUACAAUAAUUUUGAAGGGAAAAAUAUUUGUCCAACUAUUCAAAAUAAAUGCCUGUUAUGGAGUACAGCAUCUACUUUAUUACACAUCUUUGCUUAUCUCUAAUGGCAAGGAAAUAUUCUGUAAUUUUCCCUAAAUCACUACACUAUAUCUAUUGUUCAGCAAAAGAUGCCAUAGGCUACAGUCCUUUAUCUGAUAUGCUGAUAUAACCAUUUAUUGUAAUUGAAUAUAUUGGUAUGAAUGAUCACAUAACAUCAUACAGUAGCACUAAGACACCAAAUUUUCAUUAUCAGCCAUGGAUUGUGUACAGAUGUUAAGUUUCAUGAUAAAUGCCAUGUUAAAGACCCCAUAAAAUUGUUUGACAAAUGCAAUUUUGUAUUUCCUAUUGCUACAAGAGUUUGAGGUGGGACACAUCAAAGAGCAUGUCCUGUUGUUUAAACAGUGAAUAUAUUAAUGCCACAGCCAUGAACCAUGUUCUGCUACAUCUUAUUGCUAAUCUUGGCAGGUGCUACAAGCCACAGACACUCAUUCUGAAGUGCAUUUUAUUGGAAUGUCAUGAGUGCAGGUUGAGUCAGUAUUUUAAAUCUGUUUUACCAUUAAAUAAAGAUUGUACAUUUUAACUGUGUAUAUCUGCUACAUGUUAAUUGUCAACUUUUAAAAGUAGAUUAGAAUGUAUGACCCAAAGACACAAAACUUUGUCUUUGGUGCAAACCUGUAAUUUUUUUAGCCUUAAAAAAAAAAAAAAAAAAGCACAUAUGAAAACUUAAUGAUUGUCUUCAUACUAACAAACUAAAUAAAGCACUUGAAGUAUAAAAUGA